AACGACGAGACACACGCAACAGCCAACAAACAACACAACCACCGCAACCACCCAUCAUGCCCGCGAUCCGACACUCGUCCAAGAGAAAGCCUCCGCCGGAGGGCUUCGAGGAUAUCGAAAGCGAUCUGCUCGUGUUUGCGAACAAGAUGAAGGAUGCGCAGAACAAGCCCCCACCAGCAGGACCCAGGCAUCAAGCCCAGUGGGAAAUCUUUCAGAUCUCGCAUCAGCGCAGUCGAUACGUCUACGAGUUAUACUACGAGAAGGAGGCGAUUAGCAAGAAGUUGUACGACUUCCUCCUAAAGAACGGCUACGCGGACGCCAUGUUGAUCGCAAAGUGGAAGAAGCAAGGCUAUGAGAAGCUCUGUUGUUUGCGCUGCAUCCAAACAAAGGAGACAAAUUUUAACAGCACCUGUAUCUGCCGAGUACCGCGAGCGGAGAUGAAGGAGGACCAGGACAUCCAGUGCGUCAGCUGCGGCUGCAGAGGUUGCGCAUCGAGCGACUAGACAUGGCGAGCUCAAGUUUUAACACCGGACGGGUAUGGGAAAUUAAGACUAAAAACGAAACCAAAAGAGACGGCGUUUGGCGCAACAGGGAAGUUAUCAGAUCAUGGGGUCUACGACUGACUGGUGGAAAGCGAUGGAGGUCGACAUGAUGAGGUAGAAAUCCUUUUAUUUGGCC
Messenger RNA from Fusarium vanettenii 77-13-4, 678 nucleotides. RefSeq lists its product as uncharacterized. The record is from RefSeq and is a predicted model, not a curated record. Lineage: Eukaryota; Fungi; Ascomycota; Sordariomycetes; Hypocreales; Nectriaceae. The transcript is spliced from 2 exons. The coding region runs from base 57 to 503 and encodes 148 amino acids. Gene Ontology annotation, cellular component: nucleus; spliceosomal complex. Gene Ontology annotation, biological process: mRNA splicing, via spliceosome.